AACAACACACACACACUCUCUUCUUCAAACGUAGAAAAAGAUGAAAUGUCUGGAACUUUCUUUUCACAUAUCUUCUCUCACCCGCCACCCUCCUUAAAACCCCCUUAGAUAUUUUUUCUCUCUCUACCCAACUUUUCUCUCUCUCCUUAUUUAUUCCAUUCAUUCUCUCUUUCUUUCUCUCUCUGAUAUUUUUUUGGGUUUUCCAUAUGGUCUGAUCAAAUUCGAAGUUUGUUUUUUGGAGAGCCUUGUUUGAUUACGUGUAAUUAAUUUUGAUCGUUUGAUCAUGGAUCGGGAUGGCGUAUCCAACGGUGGAUCUUGCUACUAUACCGUUCUUGGAAUUAGUAAAGAUGCUUCCCAUUCUGAUAUCCGUACGGCUUACCGGAAACUUGCUUUGAAGUGGCAUCCGGAUAGAUGGACUCAGAAACCGAGCGUUGCCGGAGAAGCUAAACGACGGUUUCAACAAAUCCAAGAAGCUUAUUCUGUUCUCUCCGACCAAGCCAAGAGAUCAAUGUACGACGCUGGGCUUUACGAUCCUUUCAAGGACGAAGAUGAAGACUUUUGUGAUUUCAUGCAAGAGAUGAUCUCAAUGAUGAAUAAUGUGAAAGACGAGGGCGAUAGCUUUGAGGAUCUCCAGAAGAUGUUCGCAGAAAUGGUCGGUGGAGAUGGAAUGGGGUUUGACUACAAUAUUAAUCCAACGGCUACGAAGAGACCACGUGGAAAUUCAGCUUCUAUAAGUAGUGCAACGAAACGGAAGACCAACGCGUGCUAGUAUUGCACGAGCUUAAUUUUACUGAAUUCCCCAUUUCGAGAUUUAACUCCAUGAGGGGAAUUAGCUAUUAGUUAGGGGUAAAAAGGGAAUUUUGUGUUUUAGGAUCUUUUUUUGUUAGUUAAUAAUGAAAAACAGUUUCUUACUUUCUUCUUUUUUAAUAUAAUAAUAGUUUAAUUUGAUUUUAUUAAUAA
This is a messenger RNA of Cannabis sativa, 960 nucleotides long. RefSeq lists its product as uncharacterized. NCBI's taxonomy places the organism in Eukaryota, Viridiplantae, Streptophyta, Magnoliopsida, Rosales, Cannabaceae. The coding region runs from base 284 to 769 and encodes 161 amino acids. The transcript has 5 exons. The record is from RefSeq and is a predicted model, not a curated record.